GUCCCGCUGGCGGCGCCUCAUGGCGCGAUGCAGCUGCAGUGGGAGGGAGAGGAAACCCACCCCCCUCGCCCGGCGGCCGCCUUUGUAACCGCCCGGCCCAGCUCAGCGCGCAGCGGCUCGGGGAGCGCCGGAGCGCGGCGGCGGGAGCAGAUGGAGCCAGAGGGGUUGCUUCAAAGAAAUCUCCUGGCUGCCCUUUCCAAGACAUACCUGGGUUGCCCUUGUUCUCCUUUUCAAAUCAAGUGUCACAUUGACUCCAGUCCUGUGUUGGAAGCGUGUGGGGAACUGCAACACAUCAGCUCAGCGCAAUGUCUCCAUCAGGCUGGAAGGAAGCCCAAAACCAAACCUGCACUGUCCAAAAUGCAUCCUUUACAGAAACCCCAAGUACCUCCUAAACCUGUCCAUCUCAAACCUGGGCAGGAAAGAAUUCCUCCUGCACCAUCUCGGCCUUUGCCAGCUGAUCCCAAGUCAUCAAGGAGCUUAGCACCUGGAGAGGAAGAAAUACCAAUAUCAGCAGGAGUCAACACGCUCAUUGAGAAAUUUGAAAGCAUUAGGCAACCUGUACAUAUUCUUCAAAGAAACCAGCUAAAUUUAGCUCUUAAAAUGGAACCUAGCCUGGACUUAUCCAAGCAGAUGAGCUUGUGUAACCAUGACACAGUGGCUUCCAGUGACUCUUCCACAAAUGACAAAACUGAAUUGGUUGAAGCUGAGCCAAACAUACCAUGCAGCACGGAUCUAACUAACACAGACAUAAUGAAAAUUAAAGAGCUGAGCAUAGGUGAUAACAAAAGCCAUGAAGACUGUACUGCUGUGACUGUGAGCAAAGAGUCCCAAGAAGAGCUUGGCAAUAAAGACUCAACUGCAGAACUGAAUGGGAGUGGUAAAAUUCCCAACAGAGACAGUGGCAUUGACAGUCCUUCUUGUAGCGUGGCUGGGGAAACAUUCCCCAGUGAAGAAGGGGCAGAGCAGAAAAAGCCCAGCAUGGCUGGGAACCCAGGAGAGAUGGAACCUGACAGAAAGGGCACCAAACCUUCCUCUAUGGAGCAGAAGAGAGACUCCACACAGGAUGACGAUAGUGACAUUGAUGAAGGAAGCAGUGAGGAGCAAGAGCUACCAGAAGUGCCAAAGUUAGAGUAUUUGGAUGUAAACAAGUGUACAGAGCCCCAGAAGCUAUUCAACAUCGCCAAUGAGCUGCUCCACACAGAAGAAGCGUAUGUUAAAAGACUCCAUCUCUUGGACCAGAUUUUUUGCACUAAAUUGUCCGAAGCAGGGAUCUCACCUGAUGUGAUAACAGGCAUCUUCUCAAAUAUUUCUUCCAUCUAUUGUUUCCAUGGACAAUUUCUUCUUCCUGAGCUCAAAACAAGAAUUACACAAGAAUGGAGUGUCAACCCACGGUUAGGAGAUAUCCUGCAGAAACUGGCUCCUUUUCUGAAAAUGUAUGGAGAAUAUGUAAAGAACUUUGACAGGGCAAUGGACAUAGUGAACACAUGUAUGCAGCGGUCCUCUCCUUUCAAAGAUGUUGUUCAGAAUAUACAGAAACAGGAGGUGUGUGGAAACCUGACUUUGCAGCAUCAUAUGCUUGAACCAGUGCAAAGGAUUCCUCGUUAUGAGCUUCUCCUGAAAGACUAUUUAAAGAAACUUCCAGAAGAAUCUCCAGACAGGAAAGAUGCUGAAAAGUCACUGGAGUUGAUAUCCACAGCAGCAAACCAUUCCAAUGCAGCCAUCCGGAAGAUGGAAAAGAUGCACAAGCUUUUGGAAGUCUAUGAGCGCCUGGGUGGUGAAGAGGAUAUUGUUAACCCAGCCAAUGAACUCAUUAAAGAAGGACACAUUCAGAAACUUUCAGCAAAGAAUGGCACAGCACAGGAUAGGUAUUUAUUCCUGUUUAACAGCAUGGUGCUGUACUGUGUGCCAAAACUGAGGCUGAUUGGCCAGAAGUUCAGUGUCCGAGAGAAGAUGGACAUUGCAGGACUGCAGGUCCAAGAAAUUGCCAAGCAAAAUGUGGCUCAUACAUUUUCCAUAACAGGAAAAAAGAGAUCAUUGGAACUACAAGCCAGGACAGAAGAGGAGAAGAGGGAAUGGAUUAAUGUCAUUCAAGCCACAAUCGAAAAACACAAACAGAACAGUGAGACCUUCAGAGCUUUCAACAGCUCUUUUUCACAAGAGGAGGAGCAUCCUCCUGAUUCCUCAAUAGCCAGCACCAGCUCAGUCGAAUCAAUGCCAGGAACAGAUGGUGGUGGUGCAUUAGGAGGGAGUGAUUCCUCUAGGAAAUCUUCCAAAUCCAAGCGAGACAAAGAGAAACAGUCUUGUAAGAGCUGCAGUGAGAGCUUCAACUCCAUCACAAAGAGACGGCACCAUUGUAAGCAGUGUGGGGCAGUGAUCUGUGCAAAAUGCUCUGAGUUUAAGCCACUUGCAGAUAACAGCCGCCACAAUCGAGUGUGUAAAGAGUGUUUCCUGCAGCUCCCAGCAAGCCCCUGCAGCCCUGGGGUGGAAGCAGUUGGGGAACAGAAGAAAAGACUAGCUGCAGAGAAGCAAAGCAUCCUUGUGGCUGAAAACAGCCUCUUCAGCAGCUACCUCCAGUUCCUUGAAAAAGGGAAGACUUGGUACAAAAUGUGGGUGACCAUCCCCAAGAGUGAACCUCUUGUUCUGUAUCUGCAAGGAAGCAGCCAGGAUGGACGAAGCCCACGUCCAAUCCCUCUGCCUGGCUAUGAAGUCAGUUUACCAGGUUCUGGUGAGAAGUUUGAUCUGAAGCACGUUUUUAAGCUUUGCCAGUCCCAUCAAACUCUCUAUUUUAGUGCAGAAGAUGAAGAGAUGCAGAUGAAAUGGAUGGAAAUUCUCACCAAAGCUGCCAAAGGAGAGACUGAGGAUACAGCUGAAGGGCUCAGCAAUCCAUAGAGCAAGUUUCAUUUCGUUUCUUUCCUACAUUCUAAAAACCAUCACUUGAAUUUGGUAUUCAUGGCACUUUGGAAUCUAUAUGGCUUUAUAUUUUUAUGUGUCUGCAUAGGAAGUUCAGUGGUUUCUCACCUUUUAUUGUAUAUUUUUCAAAUACAUUAGUUACCUGCCAUAUAUUAUGUUAAAGAAAGAGUUAUAGUUGUGGUGGUGUCAAUGUUGGUUUUAAAACAAAAGGCAAGGAGCAAAGCAUUAAUUUUAACAAAGGUAAUGGAAAAUCAUCAGUCUUGUUUCCUAAAUGUAUAUUUUCCAGUCCUUUUGAUUGCUGUUGAGUGCAGGAUGUGUAUAUUCUGUGAUUAGUUCUAUAAAUGCUGCCUUUUAAGUUAAAUGUUGUAAAGGCUUGUGCUGGCCACUGACAUUCCAUUCUCUGCCUCGCCUUCCUGGUAAGGUCUUUGUGAUGUGUGAGCAAUGUACUGAGUAUUUUCCUGUUGCUAAAACCAUGUCUUUGCUGUGUUGAGAUGAGCUGUUCAAAUGACAAAUAGUGUAGAAGGGACUUCUAAAAAUGACUGCAAAUGGUGCAGAACAGAACAUAAAGAAGUCUCAUUGACUUUAAGCAUUUAUUAUAUUGAUUGCUUUCUUCUGGAAACAAUACCUUUCUUCCUUCUAUUGGAACACAUUUUGAUGUAAGUGAACAAACAUUUUAUACUGCAAACUGGGUUAUGAUCAAUAAACAAAAACAUUUUUAGUACAUACCAUACAAAAAGGUGACUUUUUUGUUGCAUUGGUUAAUUUAAGUGGCCUAGAUUUUAUUUAUAUAAUUUGUAAAUAAUGUUUCAUAAGUAUUUUAAGAAUUUUUAAAAGACCUCAGCUAAUUAACAGGAUUUAGUACAUAGUGUAAGAGAUGUUUGUAUGAACCGAAUUUGUAAUUGAUUUUCCCUGUUCACCUGUUUUUGUCUUAUUUUCAAACAUAAAUGCUUACCUAUUUAAAUAAAAAUUCCUGCAGUUAACUCCGGAGCCAGAUUUCCAAGGCACAGCAAAGUUUAGGUCAACAUUUAAUAUAGGUUAAAAAAAAAUUAUAAAAGUCUAAAACAAACCAAAAAAAAAGGCAUGUCUGUUCCUAGUCAUAGUAAGCAUGUAGUGUUGAUCAAAAUGAAAUAAAAUCUGUCACAGUACUGUAUUUUUAAA
Molecule: messenger RNA, 4068 nt
Organism: Serinus canaria (Common canary)
Lineage: Eukaryota; Metazoa; Chordata; Aves; Passeriformes; Fringillidae
Gene: FGD3
Product: FYVE, RhoGEF and PH domain containing 3
Exons: 20
Coding region: 28-2889 (953 amino acids)
Biological process (GO): filopodium assembly; cytoskeleton organization
Cellular component (GO): cytoplasm
Molecular function (GO): metal ion binding; guanyl-nucleotide exchange factor activity
Source: RefSeq, a predicted model, not a curated record